Molecule: messenger RNA, 550 nt
Organism: Pelobates cultripes (western spadefoot toad)
Lineage: Eukaryota; Metazoa; Chordata; Amphibia; Anura; Pelobatidae
Source: the annotation of a GenBank genome assembly
AUGUCACCCCCCAAACAGUUGAAGAUCAUGGACGUGGUGAAAACCCGGAAAAAAGACCGGAGAAAAGACAAACAAGAUGGCGGCGACACACCUGGCUUGUCGGACGACCAGUCAGAUGCUGAAUCAAUCUCCUCCAAACUAUCGGACUCAAUGAUCACAGAACGAAGUCUGCAUAGAAUGCUGCAAGACCUCCGCUCUACCAUUAGGAAGGAUUUCCUACAAAUUGACAGUGAACUGAGGAAGGAAAUUUCAACACUGGGCGAAAGAACCAGCCAUCUUGAAAACAAAUCCGAUGAGCUAUGUGUAGCUCACAACGAAGUUGUUGAUAAACUUCAGAAACUCUCAGAAGACAACAAUAUGCUUCAAUUAAAAUUAGCAGAUCUAGAGGAUAGAUCCAGAAGGCAGAACGUAAGAUUCAGGGGUAUACCGGACGAUAUAUCCCACGAUGCUCUUCCUGCUUAUAUACUAUCUAUUUGUAAAAUCUUAGUUCCAGACUUACCAUACUCUGCAUGGACUUUUGACCGCAUGCACAGACUUCCACGCCCGGCAC